AUGGCCGAAUCUGCUGCAUGGCCCGUCGCCGACGCUGCCCUCACACAGGAGCUGCUUGAUCUUGUCCAGCAAGCAACCCACUACCGCCAAGCCAAAAAAGGCGCCAACGAAGCCACCAAGACCUUGAACAGAGGUAUCGCCGAAGUCAUCGUCCUGGCCGCCGACACCACCCCACUCGCCAUCCUCCUCCACCUCCCCCUCCUCUGCGAAGACAAGAACGUCCCAUACGUCUACGUUCCCAGCAAGAUGGCUCUCGGCCGUGCUUGUGGUGUGUCCCGACCGGUCAUUGCAACUUCGAUUACCACCAACGAGGCGUCGGAUUUGAUGGGCCAGAUCAGGAGCAUCAAGGAUAAGGUGGAGAGAUUGAUGAUCUAG
Molecule: messenger RNA, 375 nt
Organism: Fulvia fulva
Lineage: Eukaryota; Fungi; Ascomycota; Dothideomycetes; Mycosphaerellales; Mycosphaerellaceae
Product: ribonucleoprotein-associated protein
Exons: 3
Coding region: 1-375 (124 amino acids)
Biological process (GO): ribosome biogenesis; maturation of SSU-rRNA; mRNA splicing, via spliceosome
Cellular component (GO): nucleolus; U4/U6 x U5 tri-snRNP complex; box C/D methylation guide snoRNP complex
Molecular function (GO): RNA binding
Source: RefSeq, a predicted model, not a curated record